GUGCACUUCAAAAGCUCUCUAGAUAUAUUUUUAUCACGUUAACAUUGGUCAUCAAGCUAUCAAGCAACGUGGUGGGGAGAUUAAUAACGAAACACACGACAGUUUUGUGCGCACCGCCCCGUUAACUGCUUGCAACUAAACGUCAAUUGGGCGGCCCAUUUAGCUUGUCACUUAAAGCUUUUGAGGUAGCAUCUUUCAGAUUCGGGGCGUUGGACCAAAAAUGAUAGUCGUAUGAUAAACAGUCACGACAAAAUAAUUGAAUUUGGUUCCGUUGUUCCAUGGACAGUGCGGUAAACAACGCUGACAUGAGUCAGUUGUUGAAGAAGUGCAGUACAAAUUAGGAAUAAUGUUGCGUUAGACAAGAAGUAUUAAUUACUUGAGAAAUUGUUCCAAAGAGCAAUGGAAGAUGAACAGCCGGCUAGAGAAGCUAACAAAAUUUGUGGAGUGUGUGGUGAUCGUGCGCUUGGUUACAAUUUUAACGCGGUGUCAUGCGAAAGCUGUAAGGCUUUCUUCAGAAGAAAUGCUUUGAAAAAUAAGGAUUUCAGAUGUCCCUUUACACAAAACUGUAAUAUUACUCCAGUAACCAGACGUUUCUGUCAGAAAUGUCGCUUAGACAAAUGUUUUAGUAUAGGUAUGAGAAAAGAGUAUAUUAUGUCAGAAGAAGAUAAGGUAUUGAAGAGACAAAAGAUAGAACAAAAUCGUGCAAAAAAACGACCUACUUUGGAUAAUUCUAAACCAUCAAAAACAAAAAAGGGUUGUAUAGAUGAAUGUACCUUUGAUGACACUUCUAUGUCAAUUAACUCAGUUGCAUCGACUGUAUCGGAUACAUAUUUCUGGGAAUCUGAUAGAAAAUAUACAGACUUAGAUGCAAACAGACAAACUGCAACAAAAAGUUUAAGCCCAGUAACAGCUGCAAGUGUUCCAAGUCCUUCUAGUCCUCCAGAAAACGGAACUAUAAGUGGAUCGAAAACUCUUGACAUGAUGAAGAACUCUUCCCAUAAUUGCAAUUCUAAUGUAGAGAAUUAUGAUCAUUCCUCUUCGCAACACGAAGAAAAUGAAACAGAUGUGGAAAGAUUAAGAGUCGAUUCAGAUUCUCCCAUAGAAAGUCAACAAAGAUUUGAUAAGCUCAAAUCUGUCCCUUAUCAUUUAGAAAAGGAUAAUAAGUCUGUAAUAAGCUCAAGAAGGUUUGAACAAAACACUUUAGAUUUAAAUUCAGAUUUUGAUUCUACCAAUAGUGAAUCAUUAAAAUAUUCUCCUGAAUUUGAUAGUGCAUCGUGUUACAAUAAAUUUGAUCAUAGUCCCAUACAGAAUUCCCCAUACAGUAACCAUAUGUUACAUUCUAGAAGAAUGAAUCUGGACAUAACUUCAGAAUUGCAUACAGGUAUGCAAACUUGUACAGAAGACUCAGAAACAUGUCAGAAAUCAAGUAAAGAAACAUGUCCACGAGAAAAUUCAGUUACUAAAUCUAGCCAAGAUCCUACUAUAAUUGUAAAGCUUGUUAAUAAUUCCAACUUCAUUACAAAAAUAUUUCAAAAUGAAGAAUUGCUUCUAAAGAUUAUGUCAGACCCUGCUGUUAUUAGUAAAUUAGAGGCAGAUCCUGAAAUUUCACAGUUUUUCAAGGAAGAUAAAGCUAUUGUGGAAAAAGAGUCUUUACCCGAGAACAAGAUAAACCUUUAUUAUAAAAAUGAUUUAAAAUCUAGUAUUCCAAAUCAUAAAUUUAAGCCGGCAUUCAAAAUGAAACAGAGACAUAUAGAAAAUCCAAUUUUGACAGAUUUAAUUACAAGUUGUAAUCAAGAAGAAUGUUUAAAGCAACGCGACGAACCUAGUAGUAGUAGCGAUUGGAAUAAAAACGUAACAGAUGUUACGAGAGACGUGCUUCAAGAUGUACAGAGAGUACCAAUUGUUGCAAACUCCAUUGAAUCAAUUCUUUGUGAAGCAAUUAAACUAGAAUUUUCAGCGUAUUCUGCUCUUGGUGGCAUGGAGACCAGAAGAGAAUUAAAUGAUGCUGAAAGAGCAAAAUUAAAUGAAUUAAUAGUGGCUAAUAAAGCAUUAUUAGCUCCUUUAGAUGACGAUAUAACAAAUUUAAUUGGGGAAGAUUGUAAAUUUAAGAAUAAUUUCGGUCGAUCGGACCCAGCGUUAUUGGACGUUAUAAAUCUAACAGCCAUCGCUAUUAGACGCUUAAUAAAGAUGGCGAAGAAAAUAAAUGCCUUUAAAAACAUGUGUCAAGAAGAUCAGAUAGCUUUGUUAAAAGGCGGAUGCACAGAAAUGAUGAUUCUUAGAUCGGCGCUCAGUUACGACGCUGAAAAAGAUAUGUGGUGCAUUCCGCACAGUCAAGAAAGCAUGUCAAAUAUAAAAGUAGAUAUUUUAAAAGAAGCGAAAGGAAACCUCUAUGCCGAGCAUACGAGGUUUCUCAGAAAUUUUGAUUCAAGGUGGAGGGAUGAGAAUAUUAUCUUAAUUUUAAGUGCAAUUGCUUUAUUUACACCUGAUAGGCCAAAAGUGGUGCAUAAUGAUGUUAUCAAAUUAGAACAAAAUUCUUAUUAUUAUUUGCUCAGACGUUACUUGGAAAGUAUAUACCCUGGGUGCGAGGCCAAAUCCAUGUUUCUAAAAUUAAUCCAGAAGAUCUCUGAUCUUCAUAGACUGAACAACGAAGUUGUUGGAGUUUACCUUAACUUGAAUCCAUCAAGAGUAGAGCCAUUGCUUAUAGAAAUAUUUGAUUUGAAACAUUGAAGUUCGUUCGAUGUACAUAAUACAAAAAGGUUAAUCUCGGAACUUUCCUGAUUAACACUUCUUUAAAUAGCAAAGUUAAAAACAUGCUGUUAUAGCUUUAUUGCAUGUGUGUAUAACGUGUCGUAAUAACAUUUUAAAGAACUUGUACAAAUUGUAUGAAAUCAGAGUUUAUGAUUGGGAGUACCUAUACGCAGUUUAUGUAUAUAAAGGAUCGAGUUGUAUAAAUGAAUCUAUAGAAAGAAAUUUAAUUGUACCAGAUUUUAUGUUUAAAUGAAAUCAUGUUGAAAUAUCUGUAAAAAUUAGUGAGUUAAUUCCUACAUAGAAUACGAAAAAGUUUAUUGUAAUUAGAAGAGUCUUCGCUUGUAAAAUAUGAACAUAAGCGUUGAGAACAUUGACGCAUUGCACUUCAUGACAGCCAGAGAUUAUACAAAAAAGUAUUUCGUCGUGUUGUGUCAAUUUGUCUAUGUGUCGGGGAUAAAUACAUACAAAUAGUGUAUUAACAUAAUAAUGAUUGUUGAAAACAUUAUGUAUAUUUUGACGAAUGUACCUUAAACUGUUAUACCUAAAGAAAGAGUACUUGUUGUACAUACUUAUGCCAAGUUCUAUAUUCAUGUUCAAUGAAAGGAAAAUAUUUCUUUAUUUCAAAAAAGAAGUAAAGAUAUUGAGUGAUUAAAAUAAACAUGAAAUCAGUUCUUUAUAUAAAAUACUAGAAAAAUUGUGCGGUAUAAUCCGAGCAAUGUGCGUUCACAUUACGAAGAUUAAAAUGUACACAAUAAAUUGUGAUAUAAUGUUAAAAUAUAUUUUUCAAAUACUUGUUA
This is a messenger RNA of Megachile rotundata (alfalfa leafcutting bee), 3545 nucleotides long. It is a transcript of the gene Hr96, whose product is annotated as Nuclear hormone receptor HR96. The record is from RefSeq and is a predicted model, not a curated record. Gene Ontology annotation, molecular function: zinc ion binding; nuclear receptor activity; RNA polymerase II cis-regulatory region sequence-specific DNA binding. Lineage: Eukaryota; Metazoa; Arthropoda; Insecta; Hymenoptera; Megachilidae. Gene Ontology annotation, biological process: positive regulation of transcription by RNA polymerase II; cell differentiation; negative regulation of transcription by RNA polymerase II.